This is a messenger RNA of Xyrauchen texanus (razorback sucker), 702 nucleotides long. RefSeq lists its product as uncharacterized. The record is from RefSeq and is a predicted model, not a curated record. The transcript has 5 exons. NCBI's taxonomy places the organism in Eukaryota, Metazoa, Chordata, Actinopteri, Cypriniformes, Catostomidae. The coding region runs from base 1 to 702 and encodes 233 amino acids.
AUGGUUGGUGGGCCAGGCCGUGGUCGCCAGACCUUCACCUAUGACAGAGAGCCAUCUGAUGAGGAUGUGGAAGCAGCUAUUGCUGUUUUGAGACACUCUGCUGAUGAAAAGACUGUCCGUGAGAAGAUGAAAAUGACCUUCAUAUAUCGGCAAGCAAUGGUCAACGAUGAAGCCAAAUCAUCAGAUGUCUUCUUGGUCUUCCCAAGAUUUCUGGACACACCAGGACUGAUAGAACAAGAUUUCAGACUUCUGUUUGGUGAGGCCACGGCCAACAAAUUCUUGGAGAAGUGGCCAACCACUUUCAAAGCAAAAGUAAUAAAGGAAAGCCAUGGACUUGUACCCACCACAGAACUCUUGGAUUUAAUGCGCAAUGCUGGGUCAGCUGCUGAAGUUGAGAAUGGCUGGGACAGUGACAUGUCUGCCAUCUUGCUGCUGCUCUAUUUGCUACCACCAUCUGCACAAGGUAGAAAGAGGCCGGGAAAGCUUUCUGCAUAUCAAGCUGUAGAUCAGCUCAUCAGAUUUCAAAAGGUUGGAACCAGUGUGCAGCAGCAUCUAGACAACAUCACCCAAAGCAGUCAGCCCUACCUUCUCGCCCAGGGAUCCACACAGAGCACCAUUCACUCCUACUUCAUUGUGGUUGACAAGCAUGCACUUCCAUGCAAGGCAAAAGGUUCAGUUGGAGCUUUUGAUCGAACUCUUUAA